Fundulus heteroclitus (mummichog) is the source of this 5300-nucleotide messenger RNA. RefSeq names its product acyl-CoA synthetase long chain family member 3b (gene acsl3b). The coding region runs from base 785 to 2914 and encodes 709 amino acids. The transcript is spliced from 15 exons. Gene Ontology annotation, molecular function: long-chain fatty acid-CoA ligase activity. The record is from RefSeq and is a predicted model, not a curated record. Gene Ontology annotation, cellular component: lipid droplet; plasma membrane; endoplasmic reticulum. Lineage: Eukaryota; Metazoa; Chordata; Actinopteri; Cyprinodontiformes; Fundulidae. Gene Ontology annotation, biological process: neuron differentiation; long-chain fatty acid metabolic process; long-chain fatty-acyl-CoA metabolic process.
AACCUCAGAUGGAUGGAUGGAUGGAUCUCUGAUCACCGUACAGAGCUGAAAGAUUCAGAUCUCUGCCAGAAUUAUUGCCGCAUCUGUAUUGGUUCAUGUAAACCAGGGCAUGUUUAUUUUGAGUGUGCCCUAAUUUACAGAAUGUCUUUUUUUUUUUAUGUAUUACACUUGCAUAAGUCCUUUAUCGUAAAGAGUCCGUUGACAAGUAAGAUGAAUACAUUGAAUAAUGAUGAAGUGCUUCCCCUAACGCAGAAAGCUGAAGCAUCGAAAAAAGUAAUCAAAGAAAGCAGGGCUGGGCAAUAUAUCAAAUCAUAAGCGUUCUUUGCAAUUGCAUUAGUCGCAAAGAGCUUAGAAGCAAUAUUUGUUAGUCUUUUAUUGUCAAACAUGACGUGGCUCUUGGAGACCAAGGCGUUUUAAGCUCAGGAAGAGUGCUGGGGUCACUGUGAUGGAGAAGAGUGAGGAGAAUAUCAAUCACAAUCAAUAUCAUCAUCCAAAAAGUCCUAAUAACAACACAAUUUAGCGGCUAAAUUAUUUAGUUGGAUCCAUGCAGUUUCCCUGUACUUCCAGUACAAUUAUUCAUCAUUGAGGGAUCAGUGUGGGGUGUGACUGUGGCUCACAUUUGGUAGGAUUCAGAACGGAAGCGUUUCUAAAGGAGAAUACCUGGUCGCCUUCCUGCAUGAAACACCCAGCGGCUGCUUAGGCACUGUACUUUGUACAGACCGACUCACUUCGCCAUCGGUCAGAAGGCUCAGACUGGUCCCCGGCACUGACUUCCUCCCCAAAGAUGAAGCUGAAGGAGGACAUAAACCCCCUGCUCCUGCAGGUGUUCCGCUCUGUCGUCUGGGUCUACUCUGUCAUUACCUUCCUACCCUGGUACUUCUUUUCCGGGGCCGGAAGCAAUUUGGAGCGAUCCCGCCGGAUCAAGGCCUGCUCCAUCAGCGGACACCCGUCCGGGCCCUACAGGGCCACCAAUAGCCAAGAGAAGCUGGCGGCAUUGGUGCACCCAGGAGUCGAGACACUGGACAAAAUGUUCGAGUAUGCAGCGAGGAGGUUCCCAAACAGGGACUGUCUGGGUACCAGAGAGGUGCUGAGUGAGGAGGAUGAGCCCCAACCAAACGGCAAGGUGUUCAAAAAGGUGAUUCUUGGGAACUACCACUGGCUCACAUAUGAGGAAGCCUACCAUGCAGCAAAGUGCUUUGGCAGCGGCCUGGCAGCUCUUAAUCAGAAGCCUCACCACAACAUCGCCAUCUUCUGUGAGACCAGAGCGGAGUGGGUCAUAGCAGCGCAGGCCUGCUUCAUGUACAAUUUCCCACUCGUGACACUGUAUGCCACGCUCGGGCCCAAAGCCAUCGCUCAUGGGCUGAAUGAGACCGAGGUCACUCACAUCAUCACAAGCAACGACCUGCUUCAGAGCCGCCUUAAGGCCAUUCUGUGCGAUGUGCCGCGGCUGCAGUAUGUCAUCGUUGUGGACGUUAAGCCCACGAGACAGACAGACAUGCCCAGAGGUAUCACGAUCUACAACAUGGAGGCUGUGAAGGAGCUGGGCUCCAAGCCUGUUCACCUGGACCGCAGACAGCCGGAGCCCUCGGACAUCGCUGUCAUCAUGUACACCAGCGGCUCCACGGGCAUCCCCAAGGGUGUGAUGAUCUCCCAUGGCAACCUCAUCGCUGGCAUUGCAGGCAUGGCCGAGCGGAUCCCCAACCUCAAUGAGACAGACACCUACAUUGGCUACCUACCAUUGGCCCACGUUUUAGAGCUCAGCGCUGAACUGGUCUGCAUCUCCCAUGGCUGUCGCAUUGGCUAUUCCUCUCCUCAGACUCUAGCUGACCAGUCCUCCAAGAUCAAGAAGGGCAGCAAAGGGGAUACCAGUGUGCUGAAGCCGACUCUCAUGGCAUCUGUACCAGAGAUCAUGGAUCGAAUUUACAAAAACGUCAUGACCAAAGUGGACGAGAUGAGCAAAUUUCAGAAGACGCUCUUCGUGUUGGCUUAUAAUUACAAGAUAGAGCAGAUCUCCAAGGGCUACAGCACGCCUCUCUGUGACAGGUUAGUUUUCCACAAAAUCCGGUCUCUGUUGGGAGGUAAAACUCGGGUGCUGCUUUCUGGUGGCGCUCCGCUGUCGGCCGCCACGCAGCGCUUCAUGAACGUGUGCAUGUGCUGCCCUGUGGGACAGGGCUACGGCCUGACGGAGACUUGUGGAGCCGGCACCAUCAGUGAGGCUUGGGAUUACAGUACCGGACGCGUCGGCGCUCCGCUGGUUUGUUCAGAGAUCACUCUGAAGGACUGGGAGGAGGGGGGUUACCACAGCACCGACAAACCCAACCCAAGGGGAGAGAUCUUGAUCGGAGGGCCGAACGUCACAAUGGGUUACUACAAAAGCGAAGGCAAGAACCACGAGGACUUCUUCGUGGAUGCGAGGGGCCAGCGGUGGUUCUGCACGGGAGACAUAGGAGAGUUUCAUCCCGACGGAUGCCUGAAGAUUAUCGACCGUAAAAAAGACUUGGUGAAGCUGCAGGCGGGUGAAUACGUCUCUCUCGGAAAAGUAGAGGCUGUUUUGAAGAACUGCCCAUUCAUAGAUAAUAUCUGUGCCUACGCCAACAGCGAGGAGUCAUACGUGAUCAGCUUCGUGGUUCCCAACCACAAACUGCUGAUGGGACUGGCGGAGCAGAUGCAGAUAAAGGGCACGUGGGAAGAGCUCUGCAACAACGCCCAGAUGGAGCGAGAGGUGCUGCGCAUCAUCACCGAGGCUGCCAUCUCAGGUAAACUUGAGAGGUUUGAGAUUCCCAAAAAAAUCCGUCUGAGCGCCGAGCCAUGGACACCGGAGACCGGCCUGGUCACCGACGCAUUUAAACUGAAACGCAAGGAGCUCAAAACACACUACCAAGAAGACAUUGAGAGGCUGUACGGUGGCAAAUAACAGAGACACACUCCGAACUACACAUUCGCACGGAGCUUACGGGCCGCCCGGACCGCCGUCUCAUGAGGAUUUCCACGGAUGAUACACACACACAUAUAAUUCCAAACACUCCUCAGCUUCACCGUAACCAGUUUCAAUAAGAUAAGGCAGAAAAGUCUGGAUUCAGGGUCACAUCUUUCGAAUCAAGACCAAGAGGCAGAGACGGGACCACAGAACAGAUCCAACCGGGCUCCAAACCCACCGAGUCGCCCUGACUGGCCCACGAAGACGGACCUUUGCAUGACUCAAAGUGAAAAGAAUGUCAUGCUAGACGUUUGCGCAUCCGUGUCUUUGUCGCUUCUGUCCUCCUCGCCACGCUUUCUGGAACAUUCCUCCCCCGCAGCUCACAUCCGGCAGGUUUGCUCGGUCCCUCUUACACUCUGAGAAACCUUUUUUUUUUUGUUCGCAGGGACAUUUCUUGUUUUCAAUGCUAGUUUGUUUUGGGUUAUUUUUUUCUACAUGUGUCGCAAUGUUUCUUUCGUGUUUGAUUUGUCGGCGUCGGGGUCCAUGUGUGCGAUGAAUAAGUGUUGCAAAGCCAUGAGAGAUUUAACACUGACAUUGAAAAACACGUUUUUUUUUUCUUCUUCUUGUUACCUGUACUAUUCUGAGGGGUUUUCCAUUUUUGUAUGCAUUAAGUCGCAUUUUCUAUCUGUUUGUGCUCCUUGUAUUUUUUAAGGUUUUCUCCCAUUUUUUUUUUAUGUAUUUAUUUUUCUUUUUCAUCUGGCAUCCCAAAGUUUGCUGAUUUGAGUGCAUGUUUACUUACUUGACUCCUCUAUCCCUGCUCCCAGCAAACGCAGCAUCGAUGGCGAAAAGCUGUCCUUUGAGACUUUGCAUGCGUUUGGGAUCUGCUCCUCAACGAUCUGCCACAUCUGCCCCCGGAUUCCUCCAAUCUUGACUAAUCCUGCGAACGGAUAUCUCCAAGGGAACUUAGCUUGCUGUAGAACGGUUAAAAGUAGCGUUAGAGUUACUCUUUGGCAAAAGUUCUAUGUUAAUCUUAUUAACCAUAGGUCAACUUUCUUAGGUUACUUUUCUCAGUUUUUAAAUAUAAAUAUGAAAUACAAAACUGAAUGUGCAAUAUUUAUACUCAAGUGUGUGAGAAGGAAGAAAAUGCACAGCAGACAGCUUUUUUUUUUUCUUUUUUUUUAUGGUGGUAUAUUUGUCACUAAACCUCGUUUAGGGUGAAGGCUUUUAGUCUCGUCGUAGACUUUAAGAGGAGGGUAGAGACACACUGAUAGAGCAGUUUAGAUAUACCCUGUGCUGAAAAUGUUAGUAAAAACUGCAUGAUGGAAGGUGCACGGCUGUACCAAAGCACCCGAGUAAAGGGGGGGGGGGUAUAAAAAAAUAAUCGCACUCCAUUCCAGCCACUGAAGAAGAAAUGCUUUACGAACACGCUCCAGGUUAGAGUACAUAGGAUAAACUCGAACUGAAAUUUCUGUAUAUUUAGACUGGUUUGUGUGUAUAAUAACUGUAUGUGUAAUGUACAUAAAACAUGGACUCUGUAAGCUGCCAUUUUGAAUUCCUGUAAGAUACAGCUUGAAUACAGUAGGUUUUCAGAUAGAUGACGUUUGAUUAGUCCCAUCCCGCAGGAGCCGUUCUCCCUUCAGUAUUUAUUUGUUUAUACACGGAAGAUGAGAAGGUUCUGUCAGCGCUGUGCUGUCAGGAAGAUAUUUUAUUAUUUUUUUUUUUCUGAAUGCAAACUCUGCUUUCUGGGUCUCGUUGCAUACUGCAUCGAUACAGGUACAGCCAGGAAGUCUUAACCCCACCCCUUUUAGCUUAUAAAGGUUUCAUCGUAUUAUUCUAACAGAGCAAAAUGCUUUUUUUUUUUUUCUCCCCCCUGACAUUUCAGUGAAAAGUCAGUCGCUUUACUCUGCUCUUUGCUGCUUUUCUCUCUCUCUCCCUCUUUGGCCGGCUAGAAGCGGCUUGUUGCCUUCUGACAAAGAAAACAUGAGGUUUAUUCAGGGGUUUAGGAGAAUGUGAAGCGCUCCCUGCUUUUUGUUGUAGCACUCACUCUGUAUACGUGCUACAGAGUACCGCCCCCCCUCCGGCGAGGCAGCAGGUGGCGUUUGUUUUUCACUUGCUGUGUAAAAAAAGGUUGGUAAGGCGGGACUCUGAUAUAAAAACUGCAUUAAACAAUACCAAUAACUGCACCACUGUAAAGGCUCCUCUAAACGUAUUUAAUGAUCUUUGUUACUGACCAGUUUUGAGGGUCUCUUUGAUUUUUAUUUUUAUUUUUCCUCUUGUUUGUUUUUGUGUGAUGAAGCUGAGCUACUGCAAGUGUAUCCUUUCUAAUUUAUUUGUGAUGUGGCCUGGGCAAUUAUGUAAUGGAAAUAAACAAGUUUUUAUUGUA